This is a messenger RNA of Penicillium pulvis, 1125 nucleotides long. RefSeq names its product period circadian protein. The record is from RefSeq and is a predicted model, not a curated record. Lineage: Eukaryota; Fungi; Ascomycota; Eurotiomycetes; Eurotiales; Aspergillaceae. The coding region runs from base 1 to 1125 and encodes 374 amino acids. The transcript has a single exon.
AUGGGUCUCAUGAAGAAAGCUGAGGAGGUCCUCACUGGCCACUCCUCCUCCACAACCAACUCCGCCCACACCACCAACACCACCAACACUGCCAACACCGCCAACAAUGGCCCACACAACUCAGCCCUGGCGAACAAGCUUGACCCUCGUGUGGACUCGACAGCGACGAGCCAUGCUCCAACCCAGGAUGUGUCAGGUGCUUAUUUCAACGCUCCUAACACCACCACCUCUGGUUCUGGCCCUCACGAUUCGAAGCUAGCCAACAAGGCUGAUCCCCGAGUUGACGAUAGCCGGGCUCAUGUCGGAGGACAUGGAGGCAACCUCUACAACACCGGACCCGCAUCGACAACUGCCGGUCCCCACACUUCGAACAUGGCCAACAAGGCGGACCCCCGAUUUGAUUCAGACCUGGACAACAGAGGCCAUGGUGGCACUCUUGCGGGUAACAACUAUAACACCGGCCCCGCAUCGACAACUGCCGGCCCCCACAGCUCGAACUUGGCCAACAAGGCCGACCCCCGCAUUGAUUCGGACCUAGACAACAGAGCCUACAACAGCACUCUUACGGGUAGCAGCCACAACACCGGCCCUGCAUCGACAACUGCCGGUCCCCACAGUUCGAACUUGGCCAACAAGGUCGACCCUCGUAUUGAUUCGGACAUGGAUAACAGAGCCGCUCGCACUGGAGGACUUGGAAACCACUACAACACCGCUACCACAUCCACAACUGCCGGUCCUCACGGUUCGAACUUGGCCAACAAGGCCGACCCUCGUAUUGAUUCGGACAUGGACAACAGAGGUGUUCGUGCUGGAGGACUUGGAAACAACUACAGCACCGCUCCCUCAUCCACAACCGCUGGAGGACUUGGAAACCACUACAGCACCGCUCCGUCAUCCACAACCGCUGGACCCCACAGUUCGAACCUAGCCAACAAGGCCGACCCCCGUGUUGAUUCAGACAUGGGUAACAGAGCCCAUGGCAACACUCUUGCGGGUAGCAGCUACAACAACACUGCGACUGGAGGUACAGUGGGCCCCCACUCCUCCAAGUUGGCCAACAAGAUCGAUCCUCGUGUGAAUUCUGAUCUUGAUAGUGGGGCACCCGGAGUGCAGCGUACCUUCUGA